Molecule: messenger RNA, 330 nt
Organism: Gongylonema pulchrum
Lineage: Eukaryota; Metazoa; Nematoda; Chromadorea; Rhabditida; Gongylonematidae
Source: the annotation of a GenBank genome assembly
AACACUGAACAGAUGCCAUCUACAACACAAAGCACACGAAACAAGCAAGAUGCUGAAGCAUUACAUGCAGACAAUAUGAGUGCAAAAUUUAGCUGUGAAAAUACGAUCAAUGACAGAGAAUGUUAUUUGGAUACAGGUCUUAAAGCACCAAAAGAUCGCGACGAGAAACGACAAUCCGGAAAAUCCCAGCGGCGCAAGACCAAUGUAAUGGGCAGUGAUCGUUUCGGUAAAAAGGGAUUGCGGAGCAUGGAUGAUGAGUACGGGCCAGCCUUGGAGCUGGUAUUUUGGUCGUUGGCCAUGAACAAAGACAAAUUCCGUUUAGGCCAAUAA